Molecule: messenger RNA, 859 nt
Organism: Zea mays
Lineage: Eukaryota; Viridiplantae; Streptophyta; Magnoliopsida; Poales; Poaceae
Product: harpin-induced protein
Exons: 1
Coding region: 75-686 (203 amino acids)
Biological process (GO): defense response to other organism
Cellular component (GO): plasmodesma; plasma membrane
Source: RefSeq, marked validated
AUCAUGCAUGGUGCCGGCGCAAGAUAGACACGAACACUAAGGCAGCGGCGAAGCAACGCUAGCAGAGGAGAAGAAUGCGGAACUACGGGCAGUCGCUGUACAACCGGCAGAGCCCGGUGGCGCGGUGCGCCAACUUCGUGUGCGCGGUGCUGCUCACCCUGGUCCUCAUCGCCGGCGUCAUCCUCUUCGUGCUGUGGCUGAGCCUCCGGCCGCACCGGCCCAGGUUCUACCUCGCCGACUUCUCCAUCCCCAACGUUAACCGGCAGUCCAGCUCCGGCCUGGCCAACCUGCCGGUGCGCUUCACAGUCAACGAGCACAACCCCAACCAGAAGAUCGGCAUGUACUACGAUGAGGUCGUCGCGUCGGUGUUCUACGGCGACCAGCUCGUCGCGACGGGGUCCGUCAUGCACCCCUUCUACCAGGUGCCCAAGGGAGACACGCCCGUGCAGGGGACCCUCACCGCCAGGGGCCCCGUCCCGUCGGACCCGUCGUGGGGGCGGUUCGCCGGCGAGGUGUCGGCGGGGAGCGUCGGCAUGCGGCUGGAGCUCAGCUCCAAGCUGCAGUUCCAGGCGAAGAUGUGGGACAGCAAGAAUCACCACAUCAAGGUGGAGUGCGACUUCACUAUGCAAGGGGAUGGGACGCUCCGUAAGCAGGACAAGGACUCCCAGUGCACGCUCUACUUCUAGCGUGAUCGCCCUGCUUCUUGAAUUGGUGCAGGCUGACCCCUUUCAACUAACCUUGAUUUCAAGGUUGUAUUUACUGUGUGCUUUUUCCCUGCAUUUGGCUGAUGUUUGUGAUUGUUGUGGUGCCAUUAUUUGUAACACACGCGUGUCACUUCAAGAGAAUAUUUUCAAAAUCU